Etheostoma cragini (Arkansas darter) is the source of this 2473-nucleotide messenger RNA. Its product is annotated as GTPase IMAP family member 7-like. The transcript is spliced from 3 exons. NCBI's taxonomy places the organism in Eukaryota, Metazoa, Chordata, Actinopteri, Perciformes, Percidae. Bases 454 to 1467 code for a protein of 337 amino acids. The record is from RefSeq and is a predicted model, not a curated record. Gene Ontology annotation, molecular function: GTP binding.
UAGUUGGAACUAUACAGAUUUAUUUACAAUAUUUAGGUUUAUUGGGAGAUUAAUGGAAGGAUGUGAUGGUUUUCCUCAGAUGUGUUCUUGUUUCCUUCCUUUUUAACAAACCAGGCCACAAUAUUAGUUAUAGUAAGAUAACCUAAUGUUUGUCAAUUUAAGAGCUUGAAUGCUCGUGUUGUGUUUACACUUUCUUAAACAUACUAGCCCAUACUGAAAACCGUUCAGCUUAUUCACAGAGCUGUGGACAGCCCCUUUGGGGAUGCCCGUUUUCAGAUGUAAACUAAAGACAAUACAAGGAAAUAGGAAGCCCCCUGUGCAUAGGCCAGGCUUCCAGAAGUUUCCCAGAACACCAAUGUCUAAAAUCGAGCCACAGAGUUUGUCUAAGAUCCCAACUCAGGCCUGAAACAACACAUUUGCCACCUGAGAACUAAAAAAAGGAAUUCUGAAGUAAUGGCUGAAGCAAUACCACUGCGAGAAAAGAAGCAGAAGACUCUACCUCGGACAGAUGGGUGUGGUUUGAAUAACUUUGACGCUGUGGAUUUGUCUGGAGGGUUGAGGAUAGUCCUGGUGGGCAAGACUGGAUCAGGGAAGAGUGCGACAGGAAACACCAUUCUUGGGAGAGCUGCCUUCAAAGAGGACCCAAGCUCUGUGUCCGUGACCAAACACUGUGAGACACAGAGCGGGGAAGUGGAUGGGACUGUGGUCCAGGUGAUUGAUACUCCAGGUCUGUUUGAUACAGCCAUCACAGAGGAAGAAUUGAAAACCAGAAUAGAGGAGUGCGUCAAGAUGUCGGUGCCCGGCCCUCACGCCUUCCUGCUGGUGAUCAGGCUCGGAGUAAGGUUCACGGAGGAGGAAAGAAACGCUGUGAAGUGGAUCCAGGAUAACUUUGGAGACGAUGCCUCCAUGUACACUAUCAUGCUAUUUACGUGCAAAGAUCAGGCUAAAGCUGACAAUGCUCUGAAGGAGUGCAAGGAGCUGCGGAGACUCUCCAUAACAUUUGGACGCAGGUACCAUGCCUUCAACAACAACGACGCCGAGGACCAAGUACAAGUCAAAGAGCUGAUCACCAUGAUCAAGGAAAUGAUACAGGAUAACGGGGGGAAACACUACACCAAUGAGUUGUACGAGAAAGCCCAGAGGAGGCUGAGAGAGGAGGAGGAGAGGAAGAAACAAGAGGAGGAAGAGAAGAAAGAAGAGGAGAGGAAAAUGUGGGAUGCCGAGAGGGAGAAGAAAGAGAAAGAGAGAGAAAAGGAGCAAAAGGUGAAAAGAAAGACUAUACGUGCUGUGUCGGCCGCUGCUGUUGUGCUGGUGAUAGCUGGGGUGGUCAUUGCAGUGGGAGCCGACACCAUGGUGGCUUUGGCUCUCGGCGCUCCGGUGCUCGUCCUGGGAGUGCUGUGUGGUCUAGCUGCCUUUGCCAUGUGGAAGGGUAUAAGAUGCAAAGCCAAAGCAAAUGUUCCAGUAUAACUAGAGUUUAGUAACAAGGACACGUUGAUCCACCUGCAGCAUGUGACACUAAUCAGUAGAAGUGUUGCACACAUUACUAUUUACUGUUAGGACUUCUUAGUGAAUGAUGUUGUCUUGGAAUUUUUUGCAUUCUGCUUCCAACAUGUUUAAGUUUUGACACAACAUUGCUAAAACAAAAGUAUGUGAAUUGAAUGCUGAUAGUAAACAAACGGUAUGAAAUGCAACACUUGUUUUCUUUUUGUUUGUUUUCUUUCUUGCUCAUUCAUUGUUUGGGGUAGAGAUGCACAUACAGGCACAAGUAAAAGUGGGCUACUUACAUUGAUUUGGGUCCUUGUCAAUGGAGCCCUUAGGCUUUGGUGUUUGUAACUCACAGGGAAGACAAAAUAUGGCAUCUCCAAACCCGGCAGAAGCCAUGGCGUAUACAAAAGUGAAGCUUCAUGCUAAUGGUAAGCUUCUACAGACUUUGCUUUUCACAAACUGGGACUCCUGCCCUGUGUACAAAUUACAUUUUUAUAGUUCAUGUUUGCUGUUUUUAAUCACAACCGCUGCAGCCUCCUCGCCUGCCAUUCUCACAAGUUUGAAAAUAUGUUGUCAGCCCGUGCCUUUCGCUCUGUAGCAAAGAUGGCGAUUGAUUAUCACUUUUGACGUUUUGCUACUAAUGCUUUGACGGUUUGAGUGCACCCUCCAGGUACUUUGUCAGAGUGAAUCCUCUAUGUACUCAAAAUAUCAAGUGUAAGUAUGGACAUGCUCAAUUUGGAUUCCUUUCCAGUGAAAUAUAUCCACAUUUUAGACUGUUUAGGCUUUUUCACUGUGUUAAAGCUAUACUGGUAUUGGUCUCGGUGCAGCCUUAGUUUGGAGUUUAUCAUAUAUAUAGAAAACUCACAUUAUAAGAUAUACUUGAAGAGAUAUUUUAUGGCUUAUGAGAAACACAACCUGAAUCCUAAAAGAUACUGUUAGAACGUAUUGACAUAUUGUGCUAUAGAACUAAUAAAGUUUGUAAACACAA